AAUCGCGAUGGGGACAAUACAUUUUCUCAGAAAUGAAUUACCAUAUAAUAUAAACGACUAAUAGAUAGGUAAGGGUAUACACCGACCCUCCCCAUCAAAACAUAUAAGCUCCGGCCCACUCGGACCAACGGCCCUCGAUCGCCACUCGAUCCUGGUUAAAAAAAACCGUGUUACGGUCUAAUAAUAAUGACAAUAAUUGAAUACGCUUGUAAUGUGAAUAUAAAUGUAACUGUAACAAUCAGCUGUUUUUCCAUCUUCUCUGUAACAAUGUUAUCGUCAAUUUACCGAUUUGAAGCGAUUGAAACCGCAGCAUUCUUUUCAAAAGAGAACAACACAUACCUAGAAUAACUGCAAACAAUUUUUUAUCUGACAAAACAAUUAUGUUGUCGAUUUUAUUAACUUUCUGAAUGUAUAGUCAAUUGAAUAAACAGCUAAAAUAGAAAUGCGGUUUACGGCUUCAGUGACCAUAACAAAGCACGACUCCAGUUGUUAUGAGUACAAAUCGUCUGCAAAUUUUUGUGCAUCCGGCUAGACAUAGCUUAAUGUGUUCAAUAAAAGGACUAUUAGCCGUGGGUUGUCGUACAGGUUGUUCUUUGUUAAGAAGCGUUACGGUACCGUAUAUAAUCCGGCUAUUUGACAUUUAACUUUAUUUUUCUGGUUAUUAGACUAUUUAACUAAUCCAUCAUAACUUUUCAUUGUGACUUCGCUAACUGAAUAUCCUAAACAAACAAACAACAACAAAUGUGGUAUUUUAAUUAAGGAUUUUGAAAGGCGGCAUUCGUUAAUUUUGUUAUUAUUUGUGAUCUAGUAAUAUUUAAUAUGGUAGGCCUCAUAUAAUGCGAUAUAUGCUUCAUCGAUGUCUAGUUUCAACAAACACGACUAUAUAAGUGUAUUCAAAUAAAUGAAAAUUCUAUAUGGUAAUUACUAAAUGCAUUUUGAAAUAUAUAAAUUGAAGCACCUCAUCAACAAGAAAAUUAUAUAUAUUUAGGUAUAAGGGCCUAAUCUGAUAAUAAAAUAAUUUCUGUGGCAUUGACUCGAGAAAUUUUUAGACCUACAUUUCAAAGACUAUGAGGUUUAAAGCCGGGCACUCAUUGUGGUCGACAGUCGCCUACGGACGCGAUUCAAUGGAUUACGCAAUGCAACGACUCGCGCGCAGCAGAUCGUUUUUAAUGACGAUCCGGCCGUUCAGACUGCCACCGACAAUCAGCAAACGGCACGCAUUGUCUAUCCUCACAGGGAGCGGAGUUGAUUUCACCGUACGACGGUCGAACCACGCAUUGAGUGCCCGGCUUAACUUGUAAACGGAGACGAGAUCCGAACCGAACAACCCAUUUGCACAUUAUUUAUGUAUACUUAUUGCUGCUAUUUUGUGAUUAUUUUGCUCAUAACUUGGUUUGUGCAUAUCAAGAGGAAGUGCGGCGGUCCUGAAUCUGAAUUGCGCCGUGAUUCUGCUACCGAUGUGCCGGUCCUUUGUCUCCCUACUACGGGGUUCACGACACGCUAAGCGAUACGCCAGGCGAUGCCUUGAUCGUGGGGUUAUACUACAUGUUUUGUGUGCCGUUUUCAUUUGUCUAGCUGCGGCCGUGCACUGUACUGCACAUGUCAUAAAUGCCGUUAAUUUUACCACCCACUACAACGAAGAGAUCGUAGAAGUAAACGUAGCUACCAAACGUAAUGAGGAACCGUUUCGCUUACUAUUUUGUACAGUUCCUGGAUUGACUGGAGUUUUAAUGGUGCUUAUUCUUGUCCUAAUGAUCGUAGCUUCGUCUAAAAAUGUAAGGUUGGUUCAUUAUGAGUUGUUUUGGUACACGCAUCAUCUAUUUAUAUUCUUCUACGGAUUGCUCCUGAUGCAUUCUGCGAGUGGCGUACUGAAAGAGCAGACCAAUUUAGCAUUCCACACACCUGGUUGUCUGGAUACAGGUGGUUUGCCUGAACCGGAACCAGAACCUGAGCACGCUCCCUUUCAGCUAAAAAUGUUUGGCAUGCGACACAUGAACGGUAAAAUGAAACCGUGUGAUGCCCCUCCUUCAUUUAAAUCGCAUCCGUCCCAGUCAUGGUGUUUUGUUGUAUUCCCAUUAAUUCUCUACGUUAUUGAAAGAAUAAUUCGACUGCUUAGAGGGCGACGGGCAGUUGAAAUAUCCAAUAUUCGUUACCAUCAGCCUGGCGUCAUCGAAAUUCAAAUGAGCAAAAAGAAUUUCGACGCACGACCUGGACAAUAUAUUUCGCUUAACUGUCCGGCGAUAUCCGCACUAGAAUGGCAUCCAUUCACACUAACUUCAUGUCCGUCUUCAAGUUCGGAUUCGUUCAGUGUUCAUGUUCGAGUGCUUGGUGACUGGACAGUUUCUCUUAGAGACAGUUUGUUCCCUGUAUUGUGUAAACAAGCUUCUGUUGAAGAUGGAGGACAUGCGUACAAAGCGCAUUAUCCCAGGUUAUAUAUUGAUGGUCCAUUUGGCAGUCCAAACCAGGAUGUGUUUAAGUAUUGUACUAGUGUCUGUAUUGCCGGGGGAGUAGGAGUCACACCAUAUGCUGCAGUAUUAAACCAAUUACGAAAUUGCACAUUACAAGGAAUUAAACUCAAUCGAUUGUACUUCAUUUGGGUCUGUCGCAAAGCUGACAGUCUUCAGUGGUUUGCAGAUCUAUUGGCUUCUGUACACAGGAAGUUUUGGAAUGAAAAUAAGCCAGACUUCCUGAACAUCCGACUGUUUGUCACUUCCAAGCAUUCUCAAAACUUAAUACUGCAACCUAAUCGAACUACGGAGAGAAACACAGGAAAGAUGGCACCCGCCGACACACGUGAUCAAUUUCUAGCUAAUAGAAUUCAUCAAGGAAGGCCUGACAUGAAGGCAAUUUUGGAAGAGGUUGAUGCCAGUAAUAAAAUAUCAUCAAUCGGGUUGUUUGUUUGUGGACCAAAGAAGCUCUCAAAUCAUGUUCAAAAGCUUUGCAAUAGAAUAAACAGACAAAGAAAAAUAAAAAUGCAUUUUAAUAAGGAAACAUUCUCCUGAUGUCAUUAUUCCAAGUUGCAAAAACUUUAUAUUUUUAAACGGGAAAGUAAUAUUUGAGUGUGUGCUCAAUGCGUUAAGCAUGAAUUACCAAUAUCUAUGCUACAGUGAAAGAAAACUCUUACAAAUCCAGUUGGUGUUUCAGGAAUCAAACGAAUCGAACCUGAUUCAUUUGCAAUACCGCCCGCUUGUGUUCAGCGUGUUUGGUUUGCCUUCUAUGGUUAUUUUUACGCACGAACAAUAGGCUGCAGCAAAUAAUAUAGAUCAUAGCUUGCAGUGCCAACCAAUACAUUAAUAAUAAACAAGAUUGAGAGAAAAAAAAAAGGCGGGAUGCAAAUGCUUUGAUAAACCUCGGCAGUCUGUAUAUCAUUCUAAAUCAUUUGAUAAGAUAUUGCAACAGUUUGACAACACUUUUAGCAACAGCUGCGACAGUUUAAUAAUCAAUUUGACCAUUCUACAACCAGUUUUUCACUUCGGAAAAGGUACCGGCAAUCAUUAACCGAUAUACGUUAAUGGUAUCGGCAACCGUUGGCAACAAUUCGCCAAUAGUACUGCCAAUCUUUAUAUCCCACGACCUUUGCUUACGUCAUUUUGUUAUGUACUUUACUGCCGUAUUAACUUUGGUGUUCUUGCUUCAAACGAAAGCAUUCAUACCUUGAAAUCCAUUGAACAAAUUGUAUAAGUUGUAAAGGAAAAAAUCUGUCUAUUUUUGUAUAUUAAUUCUUCCAUCAGGAAGAUACGUGUGUAUAUAUAUAUUACAGUGAUUGUUUAAGGAACUGUAUCUUAUAGAUUUUUUUCAUUAUAGAUUUAAUUAUUUCAAUAAAAGAGUUAUAUUACAA
Messenger RNA from Anneissia japonica, 3838 nucleotides. Its product is annotated as NADPH oxidase 4-like. Gene Ontology annotation, biological process: defense response; superoxide anion generation. The transcript is spliced from 16 exons. The coding region runs from base 1458 to 3002 and encodes 514 amino acids. NCBI's taxonomy places the organism in Eukaryota, Metazoa, Echinodermata, Crinoidea, Comatulida, Comatulidae. Gene Ontology annotation, molecular function: superoxide-generating NAD(P)H oxidase activity. The record is from RefSeq and is a predicted model, not a curated record. Gene Ontology annotation, cellular component: plasma membrane; NADPH oxidase complex.